This is a messenger RNA of Pieris macdunnoughi, 3429 nucleotides long. Lineage: Eukaryota; Metazoa; Arthropoda; Insecta; Lepidoptera; Pieridae. The record is from the annotation of a GenBank genome assembly.
AUGGAGUUUGAAAGAACAGAGGAAAAGUACCGUUCAAUAAAAGAAAAAUUGAGUCAGGCCUACAAAGACAUAAUAAUCGAAACACCAAAGGCAAGUACUAGUGCGAGCGAGUCUGAGGAACAAGGAACGGCUGGAAGACAAGAAUCGGCUCAGUCACCACAAGGGUUUAAUAUCAAUGCUAUAAAAAACAAGGGGUAUUCGCAAAAGACUACGGAACUGCUCAGCAUGCAGGAAGUAUUAUUCAGGACCUCCGAACACCAUUCUAUUAAAUUUAAUAUAGAGUCCACCAAUGACAAGUGGGAACUCAUGGAAAUAUGGGAGGGUGUAAAGUCGCGUUGGGAGGGGAUUCAUAACCGUCACCUAGAGAUAGACAUCGAACUCGCGGGAACUUUCCCGGAAUAUCAAAAAAAAUAUUUCGAACAGGCAGAAGAAUUUAUGCGCCAAAGGAAGGAGAUGAAUCUCAAAUUGCGCUCUAUCACCCCUAAUGAGAAAUUAACCCCACGCAUGAAUUAUAAAGAAAGGCUUGAUACAGUUUUAGGACUGCAGAUAUGUAUUAAUUGUUUCUGUAACCACGAUGUCAAGGAUUGUGCUUCAACAAGCAGAUGCAGAGUUUGCUAUCAGAAGCAUAAUACAAAGUUACAUAAUGCAUUAAAUAAUUCGAACUCGCCUAAUCGCCCAUCUACAAGCAAAUUUCAAUAUAAAAAUUAUCCAAGGGAGCAGUCGAAAAGGAUAUACACGACCUCUAAGGAUUUUUCAGAAGUCCUCUUAGCAACAGCAAAAAUUAAAGUUUUAGGGGUUAAUGGAAAAACCUACCUCAUGCGCGCACUUAUUGACCAGGGGUCUCAAAUAUCAAUCAUUAGCGAAAAGGCAGCACAGCUGUUGAAACUAAAGAGGGAAGGCUGUUAUGGUGUUAUCUCGGGAGUGGGGGAAAACACACAAAGGAUCAAGGGUCAGGUUACAUUGACCUGUUCUUCUAUUCACACCAACUAUACACUAAAAUCAAAAGUUUUUAUUAUGAAUAAUCUAGUGCAUAAAUUACCAAACAACUCCUUUAAUAUGCCGUCAUGGCCAUAUAUAAAAAAUAUCGAGUUGGCAGAUCCCGAAUUUAAUAAAAGCAGCCAAAUAGAUAUAUUAUUUGGGGCCGAUGUCUACUCUGAAAUUAUUAUGAGUGGAAUAUUAAGAGGUGAAAAUCCCUCACAACCUAUAGCGCAACAGACACGAUUGGGAUGGAUCUUAUGUGGGAAACUAAAGUCAUAUCAAUGCAACGUCAUACUAAAUAGCACUGAAGACUUACAGAGAUUUUGGGAAAUAGAAGACAUUGAAGAGUCUCCAUCAGUAGUGUCCUCGGAAGACCAAUAUUGUCUUGAGUUGUAUAAAAACACAACACUGCGCCAAGCAAAUGGAAGGUACAAGGUACGACUUCCAUUAAAAGAUAACUUUGAACAAAGUUUAGGUCUGUCGAAACCAACGGCUGUAGCACAAUUUCAUAGCCUGGAACGGAAGUUAGCGAAGCAACCCAAAACCGCGAGGCAAUAUACAGACUUUAUAAAUGAGUAUAAAGACUUAGGGCACAUGUCUCUUGUCGAAAAAAAGGGCUCGGAAAUUGGGUAUUAUUUACCCCAUCAUUGUGUAACCCGGGAACACUCGGAAACCACAAAACUACGUGUUGUGUUCAACGGGUCAGCAAAGACAUCAACGGGAAUUAGUUUAAACGAUGUAAUGUAUACAGGCCCCAACCUACAACAAGACUUGCAAUCCCUUAUAUUAAAAUGGAGAAGUUUUCGAUAUGUAUACACCGCAGAUGUGGAGAAAAUGUUCAGAAAUAUUGACAUCUUUGAGUGUGAUCGGAAAAUGCAAAAAAUUAUUUGGCGGGACACACAAACUCAACCGUUACAGGAAUACGAACUGACAACUGUAACGUAUGGCACAAAGGCGGCGCCCUUUUUAGCCAUGAUGACGCUAAAACAGCUAGCUAUGGAUGAGAGACCUCGGUUUCCACGGGCAGCGGAAAUUACAGAACAAGCAUUCUAUACAGAUGACUUAAUUUAUGGGGCUCAUUCUAUAGAAGAAGGAUGCAGCAUGGUAACAGAGUUACAGGAUUUGUUGCAGGCAGGGGGCUUUAUGUUAAGAAAAUGGGCUUCCAACGAUCCAAGAAUAUUGAAAAGGCUUUCGGAAAAAAUUAACAAGGAUCAGAAUCAACAAAUAUUUACGUUUAAGGGGGAUCUUAUUUCAAAAACAUUAGGGGUAUACUGGAACCCGAAGGAAGACUGCUUUAUGUUUCAAUCAUCAUUUGAUUUCUCGAAUAAAACAACCAAAAGAGCGCUGUUGUCAGAUAUAUCGAAGCUAUUUGACCCACUAGGUUGGUUAGCGCCUGCAAUCACGGCCAUGAAAAUAAUUUUUCAAGAAGUGUGGAAGCAAAACAUUAAGUGGGAUGAUCAAACCCCUACUUCUAUUGUGAAAAAAUGGAACCAAUUUAAAGAAGAGUUAGAACUAAGUAUUUCUAAAAUAAGAAUCCCUAGAUGGUUACAAACUAGUCCGGACAGCACAAUAGAGCUACAUGGAUUUUGUGAUGCAUCAAACAAAGCAUAUGCCGCAGUUGUUUACUGUCGAAUAAACAACAAGGUCUCAUUGGUGGCAGCCAAAACAAAAUUGGUACCCAUCAAAGGGAAAAUCUCAAUCCCGAGAGGUGAAUUAUGUGGAGCAGUUUUAUUAACAAAGUUACUUAUUAAAGUAAAAACAUGCUUUGGGAAUAAUAACAUUAAGUGUUAUGGUUGGACGGACUCUAUGGUAACAUUGGGGUGGAUACAGGGACAACCUGAGAAAUGGAAGCCGUUUGUAAGCAACAGAGUUAAGCAAAUUUGUCAAGAUAUGCCGUCAAAUACAUGGCGCUAUGUUAAAUCAGAGGAAAACCCUGCAGAUUGCGCCAGUCGGGUCCACUGUGUAGUGGUAUGGGAGUGGCAGCAUGACGGCCAGUGGCUGCCUCAUUCGCCUGGUGUUGCCAGGACGUUAGAACGAGCCCAUGCCAAGAAACUAACCAGGGUUGUCCUAGCAGAUGCUGAACCAGCUCUUAAGGGGCACUAUGUCAAUUUACGCACUUUGACUCAGUGUUCAGAGACACAAGGUAUAUCAGAAUGUUGUGUACGACGAUCUUGCUACAGCGUGAGUUCUCCUGGAGGGCGCGGCUUGCGCUGGGAGUGGGCGCGACUAGCAGAUCCUCCCAGAGCCGCUGAGCUUUAUGAUCCUCUGCCUAUGGAGGUACAAUGUCGUCUAGAAGAGGCUUGGGAGCGGGGAAUUGAAGCUGUCACUAUCCAGUAUGACUGCCCAACGUCACAUCACAGGUUUGCCUGGGGUGUUGAGACUUCUACGAAGGGCUGCGCAUCCACCCUACCCUCUCACCCGCUCUACACCCCCUCCGCCUGCCCCACCUGA